AAUGGCUAUCACAGAAACAAAACCAGUUAAGCAACUUCGAGAACUCCUUCAAGAGCAACAGGAACCUUUCAUCCUAAAUAUUUACCUUCUAGAAAGAGGGUAUUCAAGAAAGAGCUCGGAUUCAGAAAGUAGCUCCGGGUUCUGCCAUGUGAAUUCCAGGAAGUCACAAAAGCGAUCUGUUGAUCGUGGACUCAACAUAAGCAAAAGGGUCAAUCCACAAGGUUCGAAGGCACUGAGAGCUGUAUUAAAACAGGUCAUUUCCAUAAAGCAGAUGCUAAGAAUCAAUAGUUCUGAUCAUAGAGGUGGAAAACUUAAGGUCAAUGAGAAGGGCAGAAGUAACCAGCAAGUUGCAGAAUCAGAUAUAUUUUCAACUGCUAGCAGCACAACAGUGUUUAAUUCAAUUUCUAAGAGUGAAGUAGAAGCGCCAUGUGCAACGCAAAAAGAUAGCUUGUUAACAACAAACACUUGUUACCAGCCACUCAACCUCCAUAAUCCUACAGAAGAGACUGCUACAGAUAGAAAGCUCCAACAGCGAGGCAUAGAAGAUAGUAGACAACUCAGCCCAGCAUCAGCGCUAGAAGGAAUACCUUCUCAUGGACGUUACCCAUUUCAGAACAAUAAUACAGAGGACUCCAGUACAGCAGAAGAGGAGAACACUUCAAAAACUGGAGUUAAUUUACCAAAAAAGUUGACAGAAGACUGCAUUUUAUCAUCUUCUCUUCAGAAAGUACUUUUCUACUCACCAAAUGAGAAACCAAUUUGUGCAGAAGCCACAGAAAGACAAGAACUUGUUCGGUCUUAUUUUUCUCCACAGUACUUGAAAUCCAAAAUGGUUCUGCAGCAAACAAAGCAAUUUCUGUUCGACUAUGUGAAGGAGAUUGUUGAGACCAAAGGAAGGGAGAUGGAGCAGCAUCGUCAUCACAAGCAAUUCUUGGGGUCGGAAGAGCUUGGAUCAAUCAUUGGUGAAAAAACAAGGCCAUGGGAUAAACAAUCUGGUAAUGAAUCAAAAUUGCUGAAUUUAGAUGUACUGAAUUCAGAACAAUUGAGUAAUUACAAGUCAGAGAGAAGGGAUAAUGGGUUAGAUAUUGGAGAUACUGUUUUUGAUUUACUGGAUUCAGAACAAGACUGGAAUGGGUUUGAGCUACAGAGGGAAAUUGGGUCAGAGAUUGGAGAUACCAUUUUGGAAGAGCUUGUUAAUGACAUAGUAAAAAACAUGAUUGAUUUCUCAUCAUUGAUUACCACAUGUUAAGCUUAAGCUAUUUUCAAAAGUUAAUUAACUCCCAACUCUUCAACUUUUUAUCA
Populus nigra (black poplar) is the source of this 1302-nucleotide messenger RNA. RefSeq lists its product as uncharacterized. The record is from RefSeq and is a predicted model, not a curated record. Lineage: Eukaryota; Viridiplantae; Streptophyta; Magnoliopsida; Malpighiales; Salicaceae. The transcript is spliced from 3 exons. Bases 2 to 1249 code for a protein of 415 amino acids.